Penicillium canescens is the source of this 7332-nucleotide messenger RNA. It is a transcript of the gene pyr2, whose product is annotated as non-reducing polyketide synthase pyr2. Gene Ontology annotation, biological process: fatty acid biosynthetic process; secondary metabolite biosynthetic process. The record is from RefSeq and is a predicted model, not a curated record. The transcript has 2 exons. Bases 1 to 7332 code for a protein of 2443 amino acids. Lineage: Eukaryota; Fungi; Ascomycota; Eurotiomycetes; Eurotiales; Aspergillaceae. Gene Ontology annotation, molecular function: phosphopantetheine binding; 3-oxoacyl-[acyl-carrier-protein] synthase activity; fatty acid synthase activity.
AUGGUUUCUGCUAUAGAACCAAUUGCAAUUGUUGGCACAGGCUGUCGCUUUCCAGGAAACUGUUCCUCGUCAGCACGUUUGUGGGAACUGCUGCGCAGUCCUCAAAAUGUAGCGUCCAAAGUCCCUGCAGAUCGGUUCAACGUCGAUGCCUUUUACCAUCCGGACGGAACUCAUCAUGGAACUACCAAUGUUAAAGAAGGUUAUUUUCUUAAGGAAGAUGUUCGCGCCUUCGAUGCAUCUUUUUUCAAUAUUUCUCCGACAGAGGCAGCCUCGAUGGACCCACAGCAACGUCUUCUGUUGGAAACAGUGUACGAGUCACUUGAGAGCGCCGGGCUUCAAAUGGAAGCUCUCCAAGGUUCAUCAACGGGUGUUUUCUGCGGCUUUUUGAGAAAUGAUUAUAGUCAAAUCCAGACGACAGAUAGAGAUGCUUUACCUGCCUACAUGGUCACUGGAAAUUCUCCCUCGAUCAUGGCAAACCGAGUAUCUUACUUCUUUGAUUGGAAAGGACCAUCAUUUGGCAUGGAUACCGGUUGUUCAUCCAGUCUUCUCGCCGUCCACUUGGCUGUUGAGGCCUUGCACAGGGGUGAUUGUUCGAUGGCCAUGGCAGUGGGCAGCAACCUGAUAUUGUCGCCAACGCCCUUUAUCGCGGACUCAGCGACGGGGAUGCUCUCUCCCACUGGGCGGAGUCGCAUGUGGGAUGAGAGUGCAGAUGGUUACGCUCGUGGUGAAGGUGUGGCGGCUGUCGUCUUGAAGCGAUUGAGCGAUGCUCUUGCUGACGGGGAUGAGAUUGAAUGCCUGAUUCGCGCUACCGCAGCCAACGCUGACGGUCGGACAAUGGGCAUCACGAUGCCGAACGGAAAUGCCCAACAGGAACUCAUCCAUAACACUUAUACUAAAGCUGGGCUUGAUCCUAAAAACUCCGAGGGGCGAUGUCAAUAUUUUGAAGCACAUGGCACAGGCACCCAGGCUGGCGAUCCGCAAGAAGCAGGAGCCAUCUUCAACGCAUUUUUUGGAGAUUCACCCACAACAGACUUGAAGGCGGAGGAAAAGCUGUACGUGGGGUCCAUCAAAACCGUUAUUGGACACACCGAAGCAACCGCAGGUCUGGCAGGCUUGAUCAAAGCCUCCCUAUGCCUUCAACAUUCCGAAAUUGUUCCAAAUAUGCUUCUUGAGAGACUCAACCCGAAGCUGAGCUCAUUUAUGUCCUGUCUCCACGUGCCUACUGAGAAUAUGCCAUGGCCAAAACUACCCGCCGGUGCCCCUCGUCGGGCUUCAGUGAACUCAUUUGGAUUUGGAGGAGCCAAUGUCCAUGCCAUCUUAGAGAGCUACGAUGCCCCUGCCACAUCCCCACCGACUCAUUCACUACCGUUUAUCCUGCCCUUCACCUUCUCCGCUGCAUCUGAAAGGUCUCUUGGUGCCGUCUUACAACAGCACGGCAGGUAUCUACAAGAUGCCAAAGAGGAACAUUUGCUGGACUUGGCCGCCACCUUGGGCAAUCGACGAUCUGUCUUCAGCCAUCGCGUUAACCUCACUGCAAGCUCACUGGAGGACUUAAGAUCUAAAGUACAACACGAGAUUGAGCAAAACACGACUGAAUACUCGUCAACUGUGAUAUGUCGUAGCAAGGCUCGAAGCCACAGCGUGCUCGGCGUUUUCACUGGUCAAGGAGCUCAAUGGCCCCAGAUGGGACUUGACUUGAUUAUGGCCUGCCCCGAGGCUCGAAUGUGGAUCGAUGAAAUGCAAGAAUCUUUGAACCGACUCCCUGCCGAGUAUCGACCAAACUUCGUCAUGAUGGACGAGUUGUCAAAGCCUAAGGAUAAGUCUCGUGUUCACGAGGCCGCUAUCUCUCAGCCUCUUCGAACAGCCAUUCAAAUCAUUCAGGUUAAUUUUCUUCGAGCUCUUGGCAUCAGCUUCACUGCAGUUGUUGGUCAUUCAUCCGGUGAGGUUGCGGCGGCAUAUGCCGCUGGCCUACUUAACUCCUCGGAUGCUAUUCGUAUCGCAUAUCUGCGCGGAAAUGUCGCAAAGUACGCAGGCUCAACUGGCCAGCAGGGGGCCAUGAUGGCUGUCGGUCUUUCAGGGGGUGAUGCGGAUGCCAUUUGCUCACAAGAAUCGUACGUGGGUCGAGUCAGCGUAGCAGCCUACAACUCUCCGUCGAGUGUUACGCUUUCCGGUGAUCAAGAUGUUCUGACGGAGCUGGAAUGGCUGCUAAGAAGCUUAGGCCGUCAGGUGAAGGUCCUUCGUGUGGACACAGCGUAUCAUUCACACCAUAUGCUCCCAUGCGCAGAACCUUAUCUGAAGGCUUUGAAGAAGUGCAACAUAUCAAUCCAACGGCCACAGACUUCGCGGUGGUUUUCCAGUGUGUUCAACGGGCGAGAGAUGAUGUCAGAUGACGAUUCUCUUCAAGGCGAAUAUUGGAAGGAGAACAUGGUGCACUCAGUAGAGUUUUCUCAGGCCAUGGCGAUGGCAGUUGAUCAGAUUUCUGGCCCAGACUUGAUCAUGGAGGUCGGUCCUCAUCCUGCUCUCAAAGGACCUGCGAUUGAGACACUGUCCACGAUCCAAACGGACACGCAGAUACCCUACAUAGGACUCACAAAGCGCGAUAGUAGCAGUAUUGAGUGUUUUGCCGCAGCGAUCGGCUCCCUGUGGACCUAUUUAGAAUCGGGAUGCAUGGACUUACCCAAGUAUGUGUCUCUCUUUGAUCCUGCUUAUCAUCUGAAGUUUGUCAAAGACCUCCCUUCGUAUCCCUUCGAUCACAGAGAACAGUUUUGGGCCGAGUCUCGUCUGUCAAAAGCUGUUUCUCAUCGAUCCAAUCCUCCAAACUGUCUUCUCGGCGUCCUCUCCCCCGACAGUGGCAAGGAGGAGCAGGUAUGGAGAGGCUAUUUGCGACGAGAUAGCCUCCAAUGGCUCAUCGGUUACGAGAUCCGGUCACUGCCCUUGUUUCCACCAAGCGGAUACAUCUCGCUAGCUUUAGAGUCGGCCAAGUUGAUUGCUGGACAAGAACAACUCCAGCUCCUCGAGGUCCAAGAUCUCGCCAUCGAGAACGACCUACCAAUUGCAGACAAUACCACUGGUGUUGAGAUUGUCUUCAAAGUCGGUAGCCUACGCACAAACGGGAAGCAUAUUCAUGGCACUUUCAAUUGUCAGGCUGGAGUGUCCGGGAAACUGAUAUCUUGCGCAUCAGGUGUUCUGACAAUGACAUUGGGUAGCGCUGACGCCGCAGCGCUCCCAGCACGAAGAUCCUCACUUCCAGAUAUGCGGGCUGUUGAUAUUGAAGAUUUUUACUCAGCUCUCACUCGCUUAGGACAUCUCUAUUCUGAAGAUUUCAAAUGCCUGAAAGCCCUCUCCCGCAGGAGAGAUGGUGCCUGUGGCUCCGCCCUCAACUCGAUUGAGAGAAAGCCCGGGUCUCCGCUGCUCCAUCCAGCCACGGCCGAAACCAGCUUUCAGGUGCUUAUGGCCGCACUCGAGAAUCCCAGCAAUAGCCAAUCUUCUAUACUGUACCGCCCAACGCUCAUCCGGCGUACAGUCAUCAAUCUUGCCCUUUGUGAUAGCCCUGAACUGAUGUUGGACGCGUCCAUUCUUCACGUCGAGCCAGAGGGCAUACAUGGUGUUGUGGAUGUCUUCAACUCCACUGGCCAGGGAGUUAUGCAGCUGGAAGGAGUCCAUCUAGUUCCCCUACUAGAGGAUUUGGCAGAUGUACACUCUGCUACACUCUUCUCUGAGACUGUCUGGGGACCCGUGAAAUUGGAUGCUACACUAGGAGCUUCUGACUGCGCUCCCAAUGUUGCCUCUUCUCUGGAACUGAGGGAAAGGUUAACAUUCCUUCAUCUUCGAAAUAUUGGUGACCAGCUUUCUCUGAAAGCACGUCAAAAUCUGGAUAAACCUCGUGCAUUCUUCGUCGCAUGGAUGGAUCAUGUGUUAGCCGCAGUUCGUGAUAACGACCACCCUACAUGCCGAUCAGAGUGGCUGGGCGAGAAUCUCCAACAUUUCCUCUCGAUAGAUCAUGGGCUCCAUCAAAGCGAGCUGUUGGCCAUGGACAAGAUCUGCCGAAGUAUCAGUGCACGACUCUUAUGUAUGGGGGACACCCAGGAAGAUGUGUUUGUCAACGAAGCGCUGGCAGAGUAUUACCAAACUUCUCGCGAAUUUUCAUCCUUGUGCGACCGUCUCGUUAAGGUGGUUGGUCAAAUUUUGUUUCUCUUCCCCCGAUUGAACGUUCUUGAGGUUCGUAGGGGGACUGACCUCGUUACCAAGCGCCUCUUGCGAGAGUUUGGCCAUGCAUUCCACUCCUACACUUGCACAGACACAAGCGAUGUACCCCCAGCGCGUAAGGAGUCACAAAAUGCUCAAAGUAAGAGGCUGAUUUCAUACACCUCUUUGGACCUAUGCGAUGAUAUCGUCGUUCAGGGCUACCAAGAGCAUUCGCAGGACUUGGUAGUGAUUACCAAUUCUGGGCAUGGGUCCUGUUCAUUGCCUGUGACCAUCAGCAAUAUGCGACGCCUUCUGAAACCUGGAGGAUAUAUUGUUAUCAUUGAAACUACAAAUCCUACUUUGGUCUAUCCCAAGUUCUUCUCGGGGACACCUCAAAAUUGGAAAGAGUCAGUCCGCACAAGAUCAGAAUGGAAUACGCUUCUUCUUAGCGGUGGUUUCAGUGGCAUUGACACCGCGAACCCAGCUCAUGAGGCCGCAAUCUUGAACAUGUCCCUCUUUGUGUCCCAGGCUGUAGAUGAUCAAAUCCAGCUGCUGCGCAGUCCCUUGUCUAUGUGCUCCGCUGUUGCCAACCAGGAUCUAUUUUUUGUUUGUGAAACCAAUGAUGAUAUGGAGCCUCUGAGAAACUCCCUUUAUGGACUCUUGAAACCACGUUUCAAUCAUAUCGUCUCCGCUGAAAACCUCGAUGCUAUGGAAUUCGAGGGGUUCUGCGCUCCAACUGUCCUCGUCUUGACCUACAAGAACGAUUCGUGGUUCCAGACAAUCACCAACGAGCAGUGCCGUGCCUCUAUUCAGAAAACUUUCAAGGCAGCUGGCAAACUCCUCUGGGUUACAGUUGAUGCCCAAGUUGAUCCCUACAGAGCUAUGACGAAUGGUAUGUUACGAAGUAUAUCCCUGGAAUAUCCUAGUGUGACUUUCCAACAUUUGGAAAUUCCAAAUCCGAAUGCCGUCAGCUUCAAGAUCUUGGCUACGGCAUUGAUGCGAUUAGUCCAUACCAAGUUCGAAAACAACUGUCGACUAUCAGGGGUCGUUACGGCAACGGAGCCCGAAGUUCGCUAUGUUGAUGGUGCUUUCCUUGUUCCCCGACAGCAAACUAGCUCUUUUCCUAACAAGAGAUAUCUUGCUCAUACGCAUGUUGUGGAUGGUGAUGUCGGCAUUGAGCAUAUACUUAUUGAGCCAACCAAGCCAGAGAGGCUUGACAGUCCUGUUCGUGUCGUAGCACACUCUACAACUUCUUCGUACAGCCCCCAAUCUCCCCGAGUCACUCUCCGUGUGCAGUAUUCUACUUUGCGAGCCGUGAGAGUCGAUACCGCCGGCUAUCUUUAUUUGGUUGUCGGGCGUGAUGUACAGUCUCAAUCCCGCUUCCUAGCCGUGACAGACAAAAACGCAGGGCUAAUCUCUAUCGACGUGUUGCGCACUCGACCAAUCCCAAGUUGGAUUCCUGAAGGCCAGGAGGAUGAUCUCCUUCUAUUCAUAACUUGUGCCCUUAUCGCCGAACAGAUCUUAAGCGAGGUCCACCCCGGAACAUCUCUCCUUGUCCAUGAACCCGAUUCCGCGCUGUAUCAAGCUCUCGCCACUGCUGCCCCGCUGCACAUGAUUGAAGUGUUCUUCAGUACUAGCAAAAGCCCACCCGCGAACGGAAUGAUGUUCAUCCACAAGAAUGUCUCCUCGCUGGCUCUAUCACGACAGCUGCCAUCAGACUUGUCCGUCAUUGCCGCAUCAGCGAGCUCUUCUGGCACACUUUUCCGUCGGGCCACCUCAUUACUACGCAAGGACAUUCGACAAGUUGAUAUAGACAAUUUCUUCCGGGCGUCUCCUCAGACACGCCAAGUUCAAGUGAGCGACUUACGUGGCAUUGCUCAUGCUCUAAAGCAAACGCGUGCUCUCCACGAUACCCGUGCUUCUGUAACAGAGGUAGACGCCAUUUCUGGACACCCAGGAGCUCUGGACAAUUUGGAGAUCGUGGACUGGACCGCAUCAAAGCCGAUCCCGGCGCAAAUCAGAUCAGCAAGCUCCCACGUGAGUUUAUCCGCGGCCAAGUCCUAUCUGCUGCUAGCAAUGCAGAAAGAUCUUGCUGUAUCGGUUUCUGAGUGGAUGGUGGCCCGGGGCGCGCGGCAUGUGGUGCUUGCAGGCACCGCCUCGGAUAUCAAUGUUGAUAAAGGGUGGGUGGAAGAGAUGGCCAGCAGGGGAGCCUGUAUUCAUUGCUUGCCAACUGAUAUCUCAGAACGGCAGUCUGUGCUGCUUUUAGAGCGUUUCACCUGUGCACUUCCUCCAGCGGGAGGAAUAAUAUAUGGUGCUUUGGCCCGGCUUCCGGCCGACAAUCUCUUCCCAAUGGCUCGUCAGAAUAGAGAUGUGAGCCCCAUAACAUCUCUAUUGGAAAGUAGUAUCCUACUGGACGAACUGUAUAAUCACCCGGCUAUGGACUUUUUCAUCUUUGUCGGCAGCCUCUCUGGUCAGUUCAAUCAUGCAAACAUGGUAGAAUGCGCUGCUGCCUCGGAGUUCUCCUCCGCUCUGAUUCGUCGGCGUCGCUCUCGGGGCUUCAGUGGAAGUAUUGUCUUUAUGUCACAGAUCCCGGAUCCCAAAUCCGAAUCUAAGUUCCUUGGUGAGAAGUACCUGUCUGAGCAUGAUUUGGAUGAGGUAUUCGCAGAGUCUAUUCUGGCUGGUGAUCCUAAUUCUACCGGGAAUCACGAGAUCACUGCCGGCCUGCGGCCCAUCAAGCCGGAACACACGGAGAUGUCUUGGAAUCGGAUACCCAAGAUGUGGAAUUUCGUACAGCAUCUUGCGGAGUUCAAUUCUGUUUCACCUAGCCACAGCGAGGUCAUCACCAUGAGCGUUCUCCUGGAAAGAGCGACCAGUCAGCGAGAGGUCACCGAAAUCCUCACCUCGCACCUUCUCACACAGCUGCGUACCAAGUUGGGUCUGUCUACGGAGGCGGUCCUUGUACCAGAGACUCAGCUGAGUGAACUGGGUGUAGAUUCUUUGGUGGCUGCCGAUCUGCGGACAUGGUUCCUCAAAGAACUGUCCGUUGAUGUGCCCAUUCUUUUCAUGCUGAGCGGAUCAUCCAUACAGGAAAUUACCAGUAGUGCAGCCGCCAAACUGGAUGCAAGCAGGAUACCGCAUGCACAGUAG